This is a messenger RNA of Rhizophagus irregularis DAOM 181602=DAOM 197198, 611 nucleotides long. NCBI's taxonomy places the organism in Eukaryota, Fungi, Glomeromycota, Glomeromycetes, Glomerales, Glomeraceae. The record is from RefSeq and is a predicted model, not a curated record.
CUGAAAAAUUCUCACAUUCCAAUACACAAUUCCAAUACACAAUGUAUUAUCCUACAUUCUUAAAAGUAAUUUUUAUUGUUUCUCUUUGUUUUUUAACAUUGAAUGUUGAAGCACAACCUCUAAAUGGCGUAACUAAAUCCAAACGCCAACUUAGUUGUCUACCUUCUGGUUCUCGUUGUGAUAAAUUUUCAAAUUGCUGUUCUCGAUGUGUUAAGGGUCGUUGCAUCUAAGUAAAUCUGCGAUGGUUCAUAACUUCAUAUCAAUAAAUAACAAAGUCCAUAAUUAAAGCGAGCGAUCAAUGUUAGUAAUAUCAAUUAUUAAAUUUCUACAAAAUAUUUUUAUUAAAAAAUAAACUCAAUAAUGCUAGGUUACUUUAGAAGCAUAAUCAAUUAAUGUUUCAACCCGCCAUCUGUCAUUUAUUUUUGGAAAGGGACAUUUGUGUUUCAUAUUUUAUAGUAAAUUAGAACUUCAUUCAACAUAGGAUGAUUCAGUUAUACAUUAUUUAUUAUAUUAUGUUCAUAGAAUAUCUCGAAGAAAGCCUUUUUUUUAGUUAUUAAUUAAAUUUUCGCAUAAUUGUCAAAAUAUGAUUAUCUUUCAGUUUCAGAUGGUGG